AUGGACGACAUUAAUACAUAAAAAUAAAUUAUUUUUGAAAAUGAAAAUAAAUUAGCAAACAUAAUAAUUUUAAUUCCUAAUUUUUUCAUUUUAAUAAUUUUUAACAUUUUCAAAGAUGGACUUUUAUGUUUAUUCUUAUUAUAAAUUUAUUAUAUAACCUUUCCAUACGCCUAUAAUAAAUAUAUUCUGAAGUAAAAUAGCUUAAAAGCAUUUUUUCUUAGUGAAUUUGAAAAUAGGAUUUAACAAAUUAAAUAUGGAAUUACAUUUGGGGCUGUAAUGUUUAUAUUACUACUUUUGUAUUAUAUUUUCUUAUAUGAGUUUAAGCAUAAUAUGUUACAACAUUUAAAUUUACCUAUUUAAUUCUCAGCUUUAUAUUUAUUUACUUUUUUAAUUAUUUUUUAAUUUAUUAAUCCUAUACUAGAAGAAUGGUUUUGGAGAAUAUUUUUAGAAAAAUAUUUAGGAUAAAAAAACAUUAAUAUAAUACACAUAGGUUAUACAUUAUUCCAUUUAGUAGCUUUAUUGUAAAUUAUGUCUUUGUAAUUAGCGUUUUUCUUUGCAACUAGUUUCUUUUCUUUAUCAAGAACUUUUUCUUAUGUUAAAAAUAAUAAAGGAAUUAUUUCUUGUAUAAUAGGACAUAUUUUUCUAUCUUUCUUUUGUGGUUUUGCAAUACUGGAUGUAUUAUAUAUUGAAUGGGAUCAUUAAAAUAAUAUAAUUCAUUAAGAAUAAUGA
This is a messenger RNA of Ichthyophthirius multifiliis, 729 nucleotides long. RefSeq lists its product as hypothetical. Gene Ontology annotation, cellular component: membrane. NCBI's taxonomy places the organism in Eukaryota, Ciliophora, Oligohymenophorea, Hymenostomatida. Gene Ontology annotation, molecular function: metalloendopeptidase activity. Gene Ontology annotation, biological process: CAAX-box protein processing. The transcript is spliced from 2 exons. The record is from RefSeq and is a predicted model, not a curated record.